AUGCCGCCACUACCAGGAUUCUCCGACAACCCCUUCCAAACCCGAGAUGACUUUAUUGAAGCCAUAAUUGCGUUGAUCGAUCCUCUAAAACAAUAUUUCUCACCUGGGAAAUCUCGCGUUCGUAUUCCAAUUGCGACAGGUGCGCAUUUCGAUGAGUCGGCGGCACAAUUAGAAGGCUUUGCAAGGCCGCUAUGGGCGAUCGCGCCAUUGCUUUUCGGGUAUGACUCUAUCACCAACAAGGACCUAGCAGCUCGGGUAGAUGAACUCGUUCAGCCAUGGGUCGACGGCUUCAUCGCAGGAACCGACCCCCAUCAUCCAGAGUAUUGGGGGGCCAUGAACGAUAUGGACCAAAGAAUGGUGGAGGCAGAGAUGCUAGCGUUUGCUCUCAUAGCAGCACCAAAGCGUUUCUAUGAACCAUUGAACGAAGACCAAAAGAAGAACUUGAAGAACUGGUUGAAAUCAAUUCGCGGCAAGAAAAUGCCCCCGACAAAUUGGCGCUGGUUUCGCGUCUUCUGCAACCUUGCUUUAGUGAAGACUUGCGGCCUCCCUUUCUCGGAAGUCAAGCAAGAGAUGGAUUCAGAUCUUGAGCUAUUGGAUAGCUUCUACAUCGGAGAUGGAUGGUCAGCGGAUGGUCCCUGGCAAACAGUUGAGCAAGCGAGACAGGAACAGGAGCUCGCUGAGAAGACCGGACGUCGAGAUGCCGUGGGAACAGGACGGCAAGCAGACUACUAUUCUGGUAGUUUCGCCAUUCAGUUCUCGCAGGUCCUUUACUCAAAGUUCGCCGCUGAUCUAGAUCAGUCGCGUUGUGAGAUAUAUCAACAACGAGCCAGGGAUUUUGGAACCCAUUUCUGGAGAUACUUCGACUCUCAGGGAUCUUCGAUUCCAUUCGGUAGAUCCCUCACGUACCGGUUUGCCUGCGGAGGCUUCUUCGGCGCGCUGGCGUUUGCCAAGGUGCCUAAUAUGCCUAAACCUCUUGAUUCACCAGCAGCAAUCAAGGGGUUCCUGACCCGACAUCUGAGGUGGUGGGCACAACAUUCCGGGGACAUCUUCUCGGCCGAUGGCACCCUUACGAUUGGAUGGUUGUACCCAAAUAUGUACAUGGCCGAAGACUACAACUCUCCCCAGUCCGUAUACUGGUGCCUCAAAACACUUAUAGCGGUUGGCCUGAGUGCCGACGACGAAUUCUGGAACUCUGAGCCACUUCCGUAUCCGCACUUGGAAGCCCCUACACAAGUCGUCCGCGCUUCUCAGCAAAUACUGUGCAACCAACUGCAAGGCAAUCAUCACUUCAUGCUAACUCCUGGACAAUUCGUUGCCUGGCCGAUGAAAGCCAAUCAAGCCAAGUACUGCAAGUUUGCGUAUUCUUCGGCCUUUGGGUUCUCCGUUCCAACAGGCCCCCUAAUCCAACAAAUUGCACCAGACAACCAACUGGCGCUGAGCCGAGAUGGCGGAGAGACUUGGGCCGUCAAGUGGAAGUGCGAUGAAGUUAAAUUUGGGACUCUGAUGACAAAGACGGAUAACCAGAGUGUGUCGAAUGCUUCCAUUGUGAGCGUAAGAUGGUAUCCUUGGGGCGAUCGAGCCGUGGCUGUCGAUACGAUCUUGAUCCCGCCGACCGAGCAAUGGCCUGAUUGGCAUAUUCGAAUGCACCGCAUACGAUGCCAGAAGCCUAUUGAGUCGCUUCACGUUGUUGAAGGAGGUUUCGCUAUAAAUGGCCGUAAGCAUGCUGAUGGGAUGAACUUGCCAACGCUCCCAGUCCCCGACAGAGUCGUCCCUGGCAGUUUCGAGGGAAACUUCUCUGAUGAGAGAUCUACAAUCAUAUCCUCUGAAGCUGGCUCCAGUGGAAUUCUGACCGAAGCUCUUUUCGACAGAAAAAUAGUUGAUGUGGAGAGCUACGCACUGAAGCCGGACUCCAACACGAACAUCGUGUGCCAGCGAACAUUGAUCCCCGUUUCAUCCGUAGGCAUCACAAGAAGACUAGAGCCUAGUCAGGAACUUUGGUUGAAGACCUCGAUCUUUGCUGUUUCGUCCGAUGUUGGCGAGGGACGACAGGGCGAUGUGGCGAGCCUCAAGGAGAGGUGGUCUCGACCCCCAACGAUCGAGGUAGAGGGCUUUGAACAGAUCUUGCACAAUAUGUAA
This is a messenger RNA of Fusarium musae, 2136 nucleotides long. RefSeq lists its product as uncharacterized. The transcript is spliced from 3 exons. Lineage: Eukaryota; Fungi; Ascomycota; Sordariomycetes; Hypocreales; Nectriaceae. The record is from RefSeq and is a predicted model, not a curated record. The coding region runs from base 1 to 2136 and encodes 711 amino acids.